Messenger RNA from Misgurnus anguillicaudatus (oriental weatherfish), 2788 nucleotides. The record is from RefSeq and is a predicted model, not a curated record. NCBI's taxonomy places the organism in Eukaryota, Metazoa, Chordata, Actinopteri, Cypriniformes, Cobitidae.
UUAAAUUUUUUUCUUAUCUAUGUGUUGUGUCCCAUGUUUUAGGUUGCCAAAUGGGUGCGGGAGGAGUUGUGUUCAAAGGGAACCAACCAUUUCUUUGACAUAUGGCAUAUUGUGUAGGGAAAGCUUUGGAUGCUGCUGCAAAGGACAGGGAUUGUGAAGAUCUGAAGCUGUGGAGGCCAGCUGUAAUUAACCAUCUCUACUGGACUGCAGCUUCCACUCCUAAUGGAGAUGCAGAUGUGAUGGAGGCUAAGUGGAAAAGUAUGGUCAACCAUGUUCAGGACAUCCACGUACAUGACACUCCUACGUUUCCCUGCUGUGCACAUCUACCUCUAGAGGGGGAAGCAAGAAACAAGGCGUGGCUGGAACCAGGAUCAACUGUAGCAGUUAAACUGGAGAGUAUAGCUUCUAGAACAGCGCUGGUGAAUGAUGUUCGUCAGUUGUCCCCACAGCAUCAGACCUUUUCACUAGAGGCAUUUCACUCUCUCAUGCUGCACUUUGCACCAAAACACACUGGGUUCUCCUUCCGUGGAAUGUACAGCAGACUUCUCCUUGCGGCCCUGCACUUUAACCACAACUCUGACAGACAAGAUGCUCAAACCAGUGAUGGUGAGGCGUGUUAUGCUGUUCGCUACCCUAGGUUCCGCAAAGGUGGCUGGGUAGUCCGUCCUGUUAAGGAAAAGCCAUCAUACACAUAUGCAUCAUCCCUCAUGAGUCUCUUAGAGUGGAAUAUUCAAGGUCACCACAGAGUCUACGAGAAUCCAGCACUGUUCUGUUUUUAAAUGCACCUGCACCCCUCUCCAGCUCCUACCAGAGGAUCGACAAGGAUGAGGCUGUUGGCUUAUAUAAAGCACAGCAUUCAAGAUUCAACAUACGAUAAUGCAGUGGUUCUCAAACUGCGGGCACUGAGAUGAUACAUAAAAACAUCAUAAAUUCUGUGUAAUUAAACCUCAGAAAAAUAAGGCUACUAACCAAUACCACUACAGUGUGUGUGUAAUGUAAUGUUUUGUUUACUUCAAAUUUUAAGUUUCGCAAUGUUUUGUGUCAUACACUUUCUUUGGGGGGGGGCACGAAGGGAUGUCGACAAAGUUUGAGAACCACUGCCUUAACGCAUUGCUGUGACAAUCUCCCAAAUUACUGAAGUUACUGAACAAUUAUGAAAUGCUUUUAAACGGGUGAGAUGGUAUAUUUCUCUCUAGGUGCUACAUAAAUAAAAACUGAAUUUAAUUUACCACACAUGCAGAUCUGCUUGGUAUAUAUUUGAUGUAAACUAUGGUAAAAUAAGACAAAUAGUAAUUUCUUUGUUUUAUUCAUCAUCAAAAUUGGGGCCAUUCAAAGCCUUUAUAAAGACCACCUUCCUCCGGAAACUGGCUUCUAAUACCGGACACAACACAUGCAGAUAAUGGCUUUCUGAUGUGUCUGCCCAGAACACCAUAGGCCCAGCGGAAAACCUGCCUGUAUGCUGUGUAGCGGUACUGUCUGGAGAUGGGGGCAAAAUAUUUAAUUAUUGUCUUAUAACAGUGGCAUCAAAAGUGUGAUAUACACAACUUGUAAUUAAAACAAAUUCAUUCAGAUUGUUUUAAUAUUCAAAUUAGUUAAAUUGACUAUCCCUUACAUACAUAGGUACUACAUAAAUUGGCAAUAGUAAAACAUUAUCUCUGCCCUAAACCUACUGAUUUCUGCUGGCCUGGAGAGGUCCAUGUUCCUGUCUAAAGUGCAUGUAGGCUAUCUGUAGCACAUAUGGAUUUAGACAACAUGCCUCAAAGCCCGGAUGCACAGUCAGGCACUGUACUUAAAGUCUGGGGGUGACAUUUUCCACCAAUGCCCAGUAUGCAUCCAACUCCCUGCAGCACUGACUUUCCUCAGCUGUGACCAUAGGCACACAUUUCCCACACAAGCACCUAUUAAACAAGAACGGGUUUCGGGUAUUUCAGGCCAUAUCAUCAGCCCUGCAUCUCAGUGACCCAAAAGAGGAUGCUGAAAACAUGCGCAAAAAGGAACCCCAGCCUAUGAUCGCCUUGGCAAACUGAAGCCGGUCUAUCAGCAGAUACGGACUGCAUGCAAGACUUUCUUUCAUCCUCAUCAGGACAUUGCAGUAGAUGAACGAAUGGUGGCAUCAAAAGCCAGGAUAGGGCUAAAACAAUAUAUGAAAGACAAGCCAACCAAAUGGGGGUACAAACUUUUUGUUUUAGCUGACUCCAAGUAUGGCUACACGUGGGAUUUUUUUAUCUACGAGGGGAAAUCCCCUGUAGCACAAACAGAACAAAAUAAAGGACUCAGCUAUGAGUCUGUGAUGGCACUGGUGGAUAAAAGAACGUUAGGAACCGGCUACAAGCUCUACGUGGACAAUUUUUACACCAGUCCAUUACUCUUCAGAGACCUCCUCCAGAAGGGCAUUUGGGCCUGCGGCACAAUUCGCAGCAACCGGGUGGGCUUCCCGCAAGCCACUGACAACAGGCUGCCCAGAAAUGCUCCCCGUGGGAGUAUGAGAUGGAUUCGUGACGACAAGUUACUGUUUGUUGAAUGGAUGGACACAAGGGAGGUGCUCAUGUGCUCCUCCUUCCAUUCAGCAAAUGGUGACUGCAAGGUACAGAGGAGGAUCAAGACUGGAGCUGGAGAAUGGAUGGUGCAGAAUAUUCCCAUACCUACUGCAGUGGUUGAUUACAACAAGAACAUGGGAGGAGUGGAUCUCUCCGAUGCCCUCAUCGGAUAUUACAGCGUCCUCAAAAAGACCAGGAAGUGCACUGUAAAACCGGACUGUUAACUUAACUCAAACCAUUUAAGUGAACCG